GGGAAGGGUAUGGUAAUGAUGGGGACAUACCUCGACUACCGGGGACUCGUGAUAUGUACAAGAUCAAGGACUCCUUGACAUCGGCGCUGUGAGGGUAUUGUGGGGGGUUGGCGGCGAGGGAGUUGAGUGUCGAGAGCGACCUCGCUUCCACGUGCUGUCUGGCGGCCAUGUGCGUGAUGAUGAUGAUGGUGUAAUAUGAUGCGGUUCUCGAGAUGCUGUAAUGUAAUGUCGUGGAUAUUCCCAGCUCUUGUAUCCCAAAGUGAUACAGUAUCUUGCUUGCCUGCCAGCAGGACAAGGGUUGGUCGUUGUGAUAUGACUGUCGUGGGACUGGCCCGGUGUCCCUUCUUUGUGCUUCAACCAAAAAGGCGUGUGUGCUGGGAAGCUAACGAAUCGUCAGCCGCGGGGGGCUGUGUCUUGGUCGGGUGUCGAAAAGACGGGAACGGUGACGACGGUUGGGCUGGUCAGAAGGACAGCCGAGUCGGGUUCGGGUUGCUGAGUGUGUACAGACUGACUCGAGUCGGUGAGUGUUAUGGAUGUGGAAGUAUCGCGAGUCGGCGGAGGAGCGACUGGACUUUGCUCGGAGUUGCUGGACAGGACCUGUUCAAGAAGUUGUGAUGAACUAGCCACUGUUUGAAACAGCGGGCAACAGUGGAUAUUGUUAGUAUACCUAGUAGUGUA
Molecule: messenger RNA, 678 nt
Organism: Neurospora hispaniola
Lineage: Eukaryota; Fungi; Ascomycota; Sordariomycetes; Sordariales; Sordariaceae
Exons: 1
Coding region: 196-615 (139 amino acids)
Source: RefSeq, a predicted model, not a curated record